AUGGUAUCAAGAAAGAGACAGGAUUACGGGUUUCGUGGCUACAGAGCCCCUGUUAUUCCCAGAGCUCCUCGAUCUAUAAGGAGGAGGGGCCCACCCAAGCAUUCGUUUGAAGAAAGCAAACUUUGUGCCUUUGAACUACUCGCAGCUGUAGCCGGUAAGUUGUUGCAGGAGAGUGAAAGCUCUGCCUCGAGUAAUGUAGCCGGAGCAAAUGAAAAGCAGUCUAUUUCUGGAAAUGGAAAUGGUAAGGGCCAGCUUAUUGAUGAUAAGGCUUUGAAAUCAGAUAGCUUCGAGCAUGGAAGCUGUGCCGAGAGUGCAUUUGUUCCUGAGAUAUCCAUUCAAGAACAAAAUCUCCUCCCCAGCUUCAAGGAGAAACCUGUGAGUUUGGAUGUCCUACAGAAAGUUGAUUGCGGUGUGCAACUUGAGGAGGAGUGUAGAUUCAAUAGGAAUGGAAAUAGUGUUGGGGGAUCAGCUUGUUUUGGUGAUAGCUUCAACAUUAAUGUCGAGAGUGGACGGAAAAUGGAUUUGGGGGAUGAAAAAUGUCAAAUAGGUGAACUGUCAAUAGCCAAGACGUCUAAUGUAAAGGAACCUAACGAAGAAUGUGUUAAUAGUAAUUUGAUAAUUAAUUCAGAUAGUAGUGUACAGUUGCCCGUGUACAGGGAGCCUAUUGCUGAUGCUAGCUUGCAGAAGCAGUCAACUGAUGUAAAAUUAGGAGUUAGAGAUGAUGACGAAAAUUCUUAUAGGUGCAAGAAACUUAGCACCAAGGUUAGGCCCUUUAAGCCUCAACCAGGAACCGAACACCGUAGAAUAAGAAGGAUGAUGGCAUCCAAAUACAGAAAGGUAGCUCCAAAGCGAAAGGGUCAUGAACUUUUUAACAUUAGUGAGGGAAUGAAGUCGUUUUACCAGUAUAGGAAGCGAAUCUAUACACGAGAGUGGUUUCAACCAGCACCUAUCAAGAAAAGGAAGUUGUCUGGUAACAGAUAUUCAGUUGCUUAUGAUCAAGAUACCAGCAGCGGUAGUAUCUCUAAUUUGCCAGAGAAGGGAAAUAGGACAGCUAGUGAUACAGUGAACGACUAUUCUAAAGGCAAGGACCCACAUGUGAAAUUCAGCAUCAAGUCUUUCAAGGUGCCAGAACUUUACAUUGAGGUCCCGGAAACUGCAAGUGUUGGUUCCCUGAAGAGAUCCGUGAUGGAAGCAGUUACAGCUAUUCUGGGGAGCGGAAUACGAGUAGGUCUACUUUUUCAAGGGAAGAAAGUCAGAGAUGACAAUAGAACUCUGCAGCAAGCUGGUAUUUCUCAGAGUAAUGAUCUCGAUACCCUGGGUUUCACGUUGGAGCCGUGUUUUACUCAUGUUUCCUCAGCAAAGGCUGCUGCUAAGAAGAAACUCUCCCCAGUAUUAACAUGUGAAGAAAGUCCCAGGUCUCCUGCCACUCCAGUGAUCGAUUCAUCAAUCUCGAAUGCUUCAGUGGACCCACCACCGACCCAUUUGGUCAAUAAAUCUGAUGAUGAAAACAAGGACAACAAGAGACUCGUAUCAUCCUCCCUCGAGUCGCCCGAUGAUGAACGAAUGGAUGGAGGGGCUGCUGCUGUUCCUGAGCCCAGUAAUGCUUUAGUAGCAUUGCCUCCAAUGAAUGUGGGCCCACUUGCAGUGGUCCCUGUCGACUCUAAACCCAAGCGUUGUGACCUUUCGCAGCGUAGAACCAGGAGACCCUUCUCAGUAGCUGAAGUCGAGGCGCUCGUUGGAGCAGUUGAAAAACUCGGGACCGGGAGGUGGCGUGAUGUCAAAAUCGGUGCUUUUGAGAAUGCUGAUCAUAGAACUUAUGUUGAUCUGAAGGAUAAAUGGAAGACUUUAGUUCACACGGCAAGCAUAUCUCCUCACCAAAGAAGAGGCGAGCCGGUCCCACAGGAGCUGCUGGAUCGUGUUUUAGUAGCUCAUUCGUAUUGGUCUCAACAUCAGUCCAAACAACACGGCAAGCCCCCAGCAGCCGAGCCUUUGAAAACCGAGGAUCCUCAUCGUGAGGAGAUUGUCGGAGCUUGA
This is a messenger RNA of Striga hermonthica, 2034 nucleotides long. Lineage: Eukaryota; Viridiplantae; Streptophyta; Magnoliopsida; Lamiales; Orobanchaceae. The record is from the annotation of a GenBank genome assembly.